AUGAAGGCGAAGGAGAAGGCGAGGAGAGGGGCAAAAGAGAAAUUGGAAAGGUUCAGCACGAUGAGGAAAUGGAAGAGAUUAUGCACCAUGGCGAGGAGGAAGAACGCCCAGAACAACACAGAUGGCGACGUCCUCUCGGUCGAACAAUCUCCUCCGGAAGAGGGUAAGGAAGAUAAGCUCGGCGAAUUCGAGGAGAAAGCAAAGGAAACCGUUGAGCAUCCCGGGACUGGCUACAAGCAGUUCAGGAAGAAGAUUGGCGAGUGGAGGCAUCGUGAUGAAGGCGAAGAGCAGAAGUCCAAGCAGAAAUCCAAACGCGGCCCGGCACUGGCUUACCAGUUCGGUAACACUAUUAUUGUCGAAGAUGAAGAUGGCGAAGUCGUCAAGCAGGGGAAGAGGCAGGCGCCCAAGAGGGCGAGAGCUCUGAGGCUCAACAGACUGGAUACCCAAAUCUUCGACUCUUUCAAGGAAAACAAGGAUGACUACAAGGACGACGAGCACAUCCGAUUUACCAUCGGCAGCGCCGGUCGCCGUCUCACCAAGGAAGACUUCCUCAACGAGAUCCGCUCCCUAGACCCUAAGGGUCGCGCAGCUGUACUCGAUAGGUCUGAUGCACCGCCCGCAAUGAAGGAUCUCGCGCGCAGAGACGCAGAUUCCAGCAUCCCCGGCUCAAACCGCCUCUUCAGCGCAAAGAACGUGCAAUUCGGCGCUUCCGCAGCCGCAGCCAAAGUCGUCGGCGCCGCGAUGUCAGGCGCCCAUGCUCCAAAACUCAAGGAGCUGGACGGAGCGGCAAGCAGCAGCAGCCGUAGCAGCGAGGACGCCAAAGAGCACCGCGCAGUGGCUAUGAAACAAAGAGCGCUGUUCGCGCACGCACAAGAUUCCGAGGACCGGGGGCGCCGCGAACAAGCCCUCAAGGGGGUAAAUGAUGACGAUGUUCCCGCCGGAAAGCGCCCCGUGGCUACCCCCGCCGAUAAGCGCAGAGAGUCUGCUACGACGGCGAGGAGAAAUUUUGUCGCCGGAGCGACGAGGGAUGGUUCCGAGACACCUGCGGAAUGGAGGCGUCGUAUUGCAGCGCUAGGACACAGCGAGGAGCAAGAGGGCGAUGAGAAUGAGGCGUCCCCGACGCUGCCGACGCUGCAGAGCCAGUCGUCGACUAUGAGCGGGAGGAGUCGCGGGAUCCGCUUUGCGGAGGACCCGGUGAGAGGACGCAAGUGA
This is a messenger RNA of Pseudogymnoascus destructans, 1212 nucleotides long. RefSeq lists its product as uncharacterized. Gene Ontology annotation, cellular component: membrane. NCBI's taxonomy places the organism in Eukaryota, Fungi, Ascomycota, Leotiomycetes, Thelebolales, Thelebolaceae. Bases 1 to 1212 code for a protein of 403 amino acids. Gene Ontology annotation, biological process: sodium ion transport. The record is from RefSeq and is a predicted model, not a curated record. Gene Ontology annotation, molecular function: sodium:proton antiporter activity. The transcript is spliced from 5 exons.